GGAAAAAACGCACACACAUUCAAAGCAUUACCCCUUUCUUUAUAUAUACACACACACAUACUAAUAGAGAGACAUCUAUAGUUUCACUUACACAUUCUAAAAACUCUAUACCUUUAUCAAAGUCAGAGAAGUUCAAGAAGACAUGGCGAGAUCACCAUACUACGGUUCAUCGUACUUAGACUACCUCUCUCUCCCAAACCCACAUCUAUGUUUCUUCUUCAUGGUCGUCUUCUUCGUGUUCUCCUUCACAUGGUACUUGAACUACGAGUCAAUCCUCGAAGACACCAUGAAUAAUCUCAAGUUCUUCAUCAUCCUCUCCCCUCUCUUCCUCCUCCUCCUCGUCCACUUUUUCUCCGGCGGUCUCUCCUCCUUUGUCCCCUACCCUGAACAAGACUCCAUCCACCAUGCUGGCUCUUCCCCUUGGGGAGUUGCAGCCGUGCUAGUGGUCAUCUUGUUCAUGGUCUCGUACCAGUCAGACAUCCAUGAGAUGUGGUUCCCCUUUGGAGCUAAGUAGAUUUUAUCAGCCUGAUUUUUCAUUACCAGCUCUAUGUAUUAUAUAUGGAGCAACCAUGUUUCGCAUGUGAGAUGUUUAAGUAUGUGUAGGAGUACAACUUUUUCAGUCAUAUCAGAGUGUCCAUAUAUGUAGAUGAAGUUGUCUCUCUGUUUGUGUGAUCUGCUUGUACUCGUAAAUAUCGUAUGGUAACUGAGAGUCGAAGAAAACUUUUUUGAUGCAAUAGAAAGUUUAAUGGAUGAUGUAAAAGCUAAUAUCAACAAGACAACACUGCAUUGAUACCAAUAUUGUAACUAAUAUGUGUACAAUGACUUGGACCACUAAUGGUAGUAGUGGUUCUUCUUGUCAUUUUUUGACAAGUGGGAGUUGUUAUUGUCGUGAUUUUCACUUUUUCUUAAAGAGAAAUCGUCACAACGCCGUUAUAUAAUUUUUGCAGGAAUAAAAUAUGCUCCGUCACAAAAGAAUCUUGGAUACAGCUUAUCUGUUGCUAAUUUUUUUUAAAAAAGUUAUCGGAAACGUUGCAUUGUUUUGGUUAUAGAAAAGAGUAAUGUUGAAAGCAAU
Messenger RNA from Eruca vesicaria subsp. sativa (arugula), 1072 nucleotides. NCBI's taxonomy places the organism in Eukaryota, Viridiplantae, Streptophyta, Magnoliopsida, Brassicales, Brassicaceae. The record is from the annotation of a GenBank genome assembly.